Molecule: messenger RNA, 1812 nt
Organism: Trypanosoma grayi
Lineage: Eukaryota; Euglenozoa; Kinetoplastea; Trypanosomatida; Trypanosomatidae
Exons: 1
Coding region: 1-1812 (603 amino acids)
Source: RefSeq, a predicted model, not a curated record
AUGUCGUUGUGCCUAGAAUUUGUGCUACUGUCGCAACUUUUCAUAUUCUGCAUGGUAUCAUCACUUACAGCGGCGGAAGGACUACCGGACUGCCGCACCAUGGAGCCAUUUCUUUCCCAUGAAUCCCACACUGCAACUUCACCAGCAACCGCUAUCGAUGACCUGAGUUUGGCAUGCCUCCUUCGCCCUGGUACGGCGGCGGCUUUGCUUUUAGGAUCACCAGAGGGACGUUUGCUUAGCCCACUACGCGGACGCUGGCACAGCGAUGGUACCGCAAAUCAAUAUGUGGGCAGCACACUCGAUGAUGAGGCCAAACUCUCCAUGCUGUCUCGGGUGACACAAUUCUGGCACCGCCUCUGCGUGUAUCCGUGGGGCGAUCCGGCUGCUGUGGAGCGCUUCUUCUUUCAGCGCCAACUUCGCCUUAGCUUUGAGGUGAAUGUAGAAUCUGACACCAAGGCGAGCGGUGGUCAAAUCUUCAGCAUGGCAGUGAUGGAAUACGUUCGUGCUACAAGCUUUCAGCCGACUGCAGUGCGUGUUAAACAAACGGGUGAGGCGGACACCAGAGAUGUUCAACUCGCCUGUAAUUUUACACGGGUUCUCGAGAUGCGCCGUGCCACUGGCGAAGCCUCCUCAUCACUGGCUCGUUCACUAAAGAGCCUUGACGUAGUCUCUAUGAUCUCGCUCCUCUUCGGCGGAAGCGGCGGCAACGGCAGAGGAAAUGCCGCCUCGUCAUCGUCACAACGCAUGGAAAUGGAGUCCGUGUACGUUUUUGAGGAACUCGGGCCGCAUAGGCGAAAUAGUCUGUGGGUGCCGUCAUGGGUGGCGGCGUGGUUUGGUAGUCGGCCCAUGGAAACUACCGAGACGCUUCUUCGUGGAGAGGACGGCCACCACCAGUUUGUUUUGGAGGCCCAUCUACCAGUGGCAAAACCAGUGUGUCUUCGCUUGGCUGCGGUGGUUGAGAGAGGGCUUAUUGUGCAUAUAGAAGAAUCCCUCGUGUUCGAUGCGUUUUGGCUGAAACAUGUCCUGUUGUUGUGCCUUGUGCGAUUGCUCCAGCCGUCGGUGGAGGAUAUUCCAGCUCUCCAGAUAUUUCUAGCAGGUAUGGGCAGCGUGGUUGUGUUGUGCGGGUUCGUUGCAUUGUUUGUGCUACGAAAACUACAGAACAUGACACUGGGAAAACUUGGCCUUGUGACGGUAAUUGCAAUGGGUGGUCUCCCUGCUCUCGUGGAAAGUAUUUUGAGCGCUGCCUCCGCUCUCAUUUACACGUACUUUCGCAAUGAUGACGGAUCGGACUUGCUAUUUCACCUUACAUGGGUGCUGAUUCUAAUUGGCCUCAUCUGCGGACUCUUCGCAAAGUUUCUGUGGGCCAGUUACCUUGCCUCACUCACACGGUGGACGCUGAGGUGUGUGCAGUUGGGCAUACUCUCGUGUGCUGCCUUGCAGAAUCGCGAAGCAACGCUUGUUUUUGUCACAACCGCAGUUGUGCUGAGUCCAUCUCGCAUCUUUCGCUUCAUUCUAUGGUGUUCGCGUUCCUCUGGUUUAGAGAAUCGAGAGAACGACCCGCAGGAGAAACUUCCCAGCGCGGCCCGACGUGCUGUGGCGUAUGCGCCCCCGCUGUGUGUUGAGGGUCUCAUCGGCGGGUCACGUGCGCUCAGUGCAGAGAAGAAGCUGCAGUUGUAUGACACACUGGGAAACGAAUACACGCAGCGGGCUCUCCAUCAUCUGGCGGAGCAAUUGCGGAAGGAGCCGGAGCGCUACGCAGCGCGCUUAAGCGAUCCUAAAGGUGCCUCAAGUUGGGCGAGAAAGUACAACUAA